CACUAUGAAUUCAUGGCACAGAUGUGCUGGUUCAUUUCUGAAACAUGUAGGUCAAAUAAGAAACCUGUUGCUGCAUUUGAAUAGGAAUUAUUUGGUGGAAGAAAGAAGUAAGGCAACACGUGUACUUGCUCAGCUAUUCACUUAAUAUAAUAAGUCCUGCAAUACUGCAGGACUGUACUGUUUGUUUUGAUUUAUCGCCAGAUUUUAAGAUUUCAUUGGAGUGUUUGGAGCAUGCUCAUGAAUAAAACGCUUUUAUGAAGUUUUCCAGAGAAUCAGCUUACUUACUACUUUGUGUUAUUACUCUGGCUCUCUUUUUACUCUUUCUUCGCCAAAGUAACCACAGUUAUCCAAGACGUCUACUGCUUUCUGGAUCUUAUGUUGCUAGAAAUGAAGAUUUAGAACGUAUGAACCUAUUUGUGCAUCCAGAGAAAUAUCCAAUUUUCAAUAAUUUAAUUGUUUUGCCAAAAACUCAUCAGUCGAAAUUGUUACAAAACAAUCGGCAACUCUAUGAACACGACAAAUGGGUAGAAGCUUUUCCUGGAUUUCUUCUUCACUCUGCAUUUGAAACUGGGAAAUAUCAGCAGAAAUUUAGGAAGAAUGUGCGAAUUCUUGCUCUGGGGCUUCCUCAUGCUUUGAAUAUCUCUGAAGUUUUAUGCUCAUUUAAAAACAACGAAACUACAUGGAAUGAAUCAUACGUGACUUACUUUAGUUUUCGUCAGAAUUCUAAGGAGACAUUAUUUCCUUAUACUUUCGUCUGCUCCUAUCAUAUUGAGGAUAAACCUGUACAGGUUAGUCUACAGAAAGGAAACUUGAAAAAUAUAACACACUGGCUAACUAUUCAUCACAAACAAAAGAACAAUCUUCAGAAAAGAGAAAUUUCUGUCUGCACGCCCCCCUUUUACAAUAAAUUUAACGACACUAGACUUCUUGCAGAAUUUCUAGCUUUCUAUGAUGCUGCAGGUGUGUCCUCAUUCACUUUUUACGAUUAUGACAUGUCACAAGAUGUUCGUUCGUACUUUGAUUUGCUUAACCAAGAAGGAAUGAAUAUUACAAUAAUUCCGUGGAAUAUUCCAACUUCUCUGGCGUCUUCUGUAUGGCAUUACGGGCAAUUAGCAAGUAUCCAGCACUGUCUUUACAGAAACAUCGAAAGAACCAAAUUUGUUCUUCUGGUUGCUGUAGAUGAAUUUCUUGUCCCUCGACAACACUUUUCACUAGUCGAAUUAAUGUCUGAAUUGAGUUCAAAAUCUAAGAGGAAAAUUGGUAGUUACGUAUUUCGUCAAAGUUUCUUUUGUUUAGAAGGAAUAAAAAUGAACUCAUUUUCUCUUUACACUUCUGAUCGAAUUGAAAAAAUAUGGCCACCUAAGAUUAAGUCAAAUGUUAUGGUUAGGCCAGAAACGGUGAUUGAAGGGGGAAUCUAUUACGUCCGAAAGCACGUAAAAGGCUGGAAAUCAGCUAAAGUGCCUUGGCAACUAGCUCUUGUACAUCACUAUAAAUCAUGCCCAAAACAAAACCAUACUAAAGUUACUCAAGACAGAACUGCUGAGUCUUUUAAAUUUGAAAUUAUUUAUGCAAAACCUAUGACUGUGUACAGAGAGAUGAAAGGCUUAUGAAAGAAGUUUAUAAAAUAGAUGAUACUUUAUCUAGAUGUGAGUUAUGUCAUAGUCUACAUAAAAAUGAAUAUACUUACAGAACCAUAAAAUAAGUUAAGAUUAGCUUUUAAAAAUGAAUAAAAAUUAUUUUCAAAUUAUUUAAUUUCGUUGGAUUUUACAUACCUUGAAUUACUUUGGCAUUUAAUUUCCACUGUCAUUAAGGUGGAGCACCAAGGUUUCUACUACCGCAUCGCAGAAUAAAAUGCGCGUUUCGACUGCUGCGUACAAACGCGUUGCGUCAGUUGGAGACAUGCCAUCGUAAUCGAGCCGCAUCCACACGAACCUUUCUACUGCCGCGUAUCCGUAAAUUAUUUUCAUUUUCCGCCGCUAGGUGUCACUGUAAUAUUAUUGCGCCAAGCAACCAGUUCGCGAGCUAAAUUUUUCCCUCUCAGGCGAGUAUUGUCAACACCACUUAACUCUCGGUGGUGUCUGUAUUGUUCGUUAUGGAUUUGAUAUGGAUCCUGGCGUAAAACGCAGAAAGGUUUUGCUUAUUUUACUUUCAAAGGAAGCAAAAUGGGCCAGUUAUAGAAGAAAAUGAGGGAUGAAACCCAGUUACCAAAAUCAGAUGCAGUGUUUGUAGUUAUUGUUGAAUUAUCAUUUUCUGUACGAUUAAAGCGACACACAAUAAAUUUAAAUUUAAA
This is a messenger RNA of Stegodyphus dumicola, 2290 nucleotides long. RefSeq lists its product as uncharacterized. Gene Ontology annotation, molecular function: glycosyltransferase activity. The record is from RefSeq and is a predicted model, not a curated record. Gene Ontology annotation, cellular component: cytoplasm. Lineage: Eukaryota; Metazoa; Arthropoda; Arachnida; Araneae; Eresidae.